ACUUCCUUUCUUAGCAAUCUUUUCAAAUUUUCAAACGCCAUUUAGCGGUGUGGGUCGCACUAUUAAUAAAGUUAUGAACCGAUAAAUAAUUUAGCCACUGAGAAAAAAGUUCUCUUGAAAAAUCGAGUACUACGUGGAUGUAAGAGGAGUAAAUUGCGUUUUAAUAUGUGUCUAUUAGUAUUCCCAAAGGAAACGCAUAUGAAAAACAAAUGAGUAAGAAGUAGUUUCUAUAAUAAGAUAUCCAGUCGAAGAAUAGGAUGCGUCAGGCGAUUGUACAUGUUCUUUGUCUUUAGACAUUUUUUUCGACUGCAGUUUUAUAGGUAAAAAUGCGAAGAGAAUGUUAUUUGAAGGUCGACUAUCUUUUUAGUUAAAACAAUCCAAACUAACUGAAUGUUUUGUUAAAAUGCGUUCGAACGAAAUUUAUCCUUCAGAUUUUCAACAACCAUCACGCUAAGUUGUCUAAAUAUUUUGAACAGCAGCUUCCUUGAAACUGCUCGUAGAAGUCAGCUGCACCACAUGCGUCAGUUCUGUUUCACUUCUGAUUGAGAAAGCCUCUACAUUCUAUAUUUUAGUUUCCGUGACUUCUCCAUAUUAUUCCGUUACCACUUGCACGGGUAUUGAAGCAGGAAUGGAGUCCAAGUAACGUAACCGUCUUUCUUUCGUUUUAAAAUGAACAGAUACCACUUUUUAUAUUUAUGUCGUAAACAUUUUUAACGAUUCAAAUUUUGCCAGAUAUAAUGUCCAAUAGCUUCAAUAUUCAUAACAAGGGUAAUUCAAACGUUCAAAGUCGAGUGAGUCUCUCUUCAAGAAUGCAACAGAGUUUUAAAAAAAUGAAGAGGAGCAUUCAAAAGAUAACCGAGAACAUUCAAGAGGACGAGAAGCAACCGAAAUACCUAUUUCCGGAACGGCUCUCCUCUUUAACGUGUCGAACAGGAUUCACGAAGGACGAAAUACGAAAGCUCUAUCGUGCUUUUAAGCAACAUUGUCCUAGAGGAGCCGUAACCACGAACGAUUUGAAACCAGUUUACGCGAAAUUAUUCCCAUUGGGCGACCCAGCGAAGUACACGCAGAUCGUUUUUAAUACUUUCGACAGAGACAAAGAUGGUAUCGUUAGUUUCGGUGAUCUUCUCACUGAAAUAUCUUUGAUCAUCAUCGGCGAUACGGAUCAGAAGCUCUCCUGGAUCUUCAGGCUUUACGACUUGAACGGGGACGGUUAUAUCACAAGAAAAGAAAUGUUGGUCAUAGUGUCGGCGAUUUACGAGAUGCUACAUAACGGACAGAGCGUUCAGCGGAUGGCAGACAGACACGUGGACAAGAUUUUUAAAAAGAUGGAUCUAGAUAAAGACGGUGUCAUAUCCCAAGAAGAAUUUAUGAACAGCUGCAAAAAUGAUUCUGUAAUCAAAAGUCAACUGGUACUAUUUAAUCAAUUUUGGUGAUCGAAAAAUUGUUUAAUUAUUUUUUAAAGGAUAACAAUGGAAAAAUGUAUUUACAGUAUUAAUCACUCUAGAUGAGAUAGUUGUAAGUGUGUGUAAUGUAUUUACAAUUAAUAUGUAAUCGAUGUUAUAAAUUAUUAUAUUAUUGUGCGUGUACUAAUUGAUAAUUAUACACCCUAAUAUUGUACAAGUUUCAUUUUAGAUCUCAUAUUCAUUAUAGUUUUUAAAUUUGGUAUCAAAACGCGCAUUGAAAAUCGUAUGCUUGCACCAUCUGGCGGUAAAUGGCAAAGCUAACCAAAUAAAAAAUGACUUUUUCUUAUAAAAUAAAUAAUUUUCAAUUCUUUUUAUUUUCAUAAUAAAAAUUGUAUUUAUAAAACAGCUUUUGGGUUUAAAAUUAAAUAACAAAUAUCAUUAUAAAUAAAGAGAUCAAUAUCUGAACUGUGUCUUCAAAUUAUGAUGAGUAAUUUCUGAUUCUCAAUUCAAUGCUAGAGGCACAGUGCUCAAUUGAUCUGCCCAUCACCGCUCCAGAAAAUGUUUCUCUUUGCAUGAAAGAAUAAUCAUACAAUUUUUG
This is a messenger RNA of Megachile rotundata (alfalfa leafcutting bee), 2004 nucleotides long. RefSeq names its product neuronal calcium sensor 1-like. Lineage: Eukaryota; Metazoa; Arthropoda; Insecta; Hymenoptera; Megachilidae. The record is from RefSeq and is a predicted model, not a curated record. Gene Ontology annotation, molecular function: calcium ion binding.